AUGGACAUUGAUCUUAAGGGAGGAAAAUUCACAUGGUUUAGCAAUCCUAGGAAUGGGUUCGUCACAAGAGAAAGACUAGACAGGGUGCUUGUCAACUGGAAUUGGAGGAGAUUAUAUCAGAAUGUAACCCUUACAGCCCUCCCGGCGAUAGGAUCAGAUCAUUGCCCUUUGGUUUUAAGGCUGGAACCGAGAGAGAAAUUUGAACGCCACUUCAAGUUUGAAGCAUAUUGGGAAGAUCACGAAGAUUGUGAGAAGAUCAUUAAGCAAGGAUGGGAAAAGAAUGAGAAUAAAAGGAAUAAAUGGGAAAAACUACAAGGAAAAUUCAAGAGUUGCAAGAAGGAAUUGGAGCAAUAG
Arachis duranensis is the source of this 354-nucleotide messenger RNA. RefSeq lists its product as uncharacterized. The record is from RefSeq and is a predicted model, not a curated record. Lineage: Eukaryota; Viridiplantae; Streptophyta; Magnoliopsida; Fabales; Fabaceae. The transcript has a single exon. The coding region runs from base 1 to 354 and encodes 117 amino acids.